Molecule: messenger RNA, 2589 nt
Organism: Cannabis sativa
Lineage: Eukaryota; Viridiplantae; Streptophyta; Magnoliopsida; Rosales; Cannabaceae
Product: CRIB domain-containing protein RIC7
Exons: 4
Coding region: 398-1084 (228 amino acids)
Source: RefSeq, a predicted model, not a curated record
UUCUUUCUUUCAUUUCAUUUCUAUACCUUUUUUUUUUCUUCUUCUAACCAUAUUCUUUCUCACUUUCAUUUCAUCCUUUUGAUUUUUGUUUUUUUGAUUGACCGGCCACCGGUACCAUCCUCAAAAAACACUAAGCCGGACCGGCCGUCAAAACAAAACAAAACAAAACAAAACCAUUUCACUAGAGUUAUUUUUCACAUCUUUAUUAUGUUAUGUUAUAAGGACAUAAAUGCAGCCAUCAUCAUCUCAAUUUCUUCUUCUUCUUCUUCUUCUUAUUCUUAUUCUUGUUAAAGUUUCACACUCUCACAAUUGCCUCUUAUUUUCAAAAGGGCAUUUUUUGUUUGUUUAUUUUUGUGUCAAUUGAAGCUAAUAAAUAAACAAAACAAAACAAAGAAAAAUGACUACCAAGGUGAAAGGCUUAUUGAAAGGCCUAAGAUACAUUUCUCAGAUAUUUGAUGAGAAAGAAGAGGAAAUACAAAUUGGAUUUCCUACUGAUGUAAAACAUGUUGCUCACAUUGGUUGGGAUGGACCUUCUUCAAAUAAUGGCCCCAGUUGGAUGAGUGAGUUUAGGACCCCUACAGAAGUGUCAUCAGGACCAUUAGAACCUAUUAUUACCCAACAACAAGACCCUUUAACACAAAAUGAAAAUACAAAAUCAAGGCGCCACCAUUCGAGCAAUUUAGGUGGCUCUUUGGAAGCAGCUACUAAUUCUCCAACCAAGAGAGGUUCUUCUUCCGAGGGGAAGCAUUCAAGGCGCAGGCGUUCCACAACAGACGCGUCUGCUACCUCCCAUGCUCGCGGUGGAAGUGGUGAUUCCUCUGGCAGUUCGCGCCAUUCUUCUAGGCGCUCUCAUAAGUCUAAUCUUUCAUCAGUGGACUCAGCUGCUCAACACCAACCUGCUAUACCCAAAAGCUCUCGUAGGAAGAAGGGUUCAUCAUCUACAGAAGGAAGCUCCACAAGAUCAAAAGGACAUCAUUCCUCAUCCAUGACAGAUACUCAAUACUCUGAUCUUGGAACAGACUCUGAAACAGGCCUAAUUGAAUUGAACAACAACAAUGAACAACAACAACAACAACUCAAAUAAUAACACAAUAAUGCCAAAUUGCUUUGCUUUUAUUCCCAACUCACAGAGAGGUUUUCAUAUGAAUCUCCUAUGCACUUUUUUUCUUCUUAUUUGUUUUUAUGAUUUAUAGCUUUUGGAUGAGAAACAAAGUCAACUCAGCAUAAAUCAUUGUUUUUUGUCUUGCCUAGAAAAAACAACAACAUAGGAUAGGACAACAAGAGUUGUUGGGUUGAAUUUGUUUCCUACUUUCUUAUUUAAUUUCAGUUUGAAGACAUCGUCAUCAUAUCAUAGUAAAGAAUUAAAUAAUCUGUACAUGACUUAACUUUUUCUUAUGUCUUGUCCCUUUGAGGGAAUUUUUGAAUAGAGAAAUACAAAAAGUGCUGUAAAAAGCUAAUACUAUAUGUUAUCUUUUCAUUUAUACAUAUGAUUCAACUUUUUCUCUUAUUAAGUACAAAAAUAUCAAAACAAAAUCAAUAAGCAAAUUUUGUGAAAUGACAAAGAUUUUGUUUUUAAUGUUUCAAUAACAUAUGAAGAGUGGAAUCCUUUUGAACAUUGUAACUAGACAGAUUUCGAUUUUGAUCAUUGAGUAUUCUUCCACAAAACACAAUCUUCUGCCUACAAAUUGGCAUUCCCACCUUACAAAAAAGCUUUUCUUUAACCUCUUCGAUUGUAUUCGAUCUCAUAACAUGGAGUGUUAUGGUCUUUGAGCUCCAAGUCUUAACAAGAAUUUGAAUCCAACAAGGCUGCAGCUCCAAAUUCGAAUUCUCUUCGAUCUCAUAAAAGGCCAAGCUCUUGCAGUCCUCGAGCUCCUUCCCUGCGUAAACCAUCUUGCAUUCGUCCACGGGACAACCUAUGAAGCUCUCAACGAUUGUUUUGAGGUUGCAAACAGUGUACAAGACUUGUACUUGGAAACUAAGAAGUUUCCCAUUCGGGGUUCGAACAAUGAUUGGCAAUGAAGUUGUGGGAUGGAAGAUCAAAUGAAGGGUGGAUUCGGUUUUUAUUCCAAGUGAUUCCAAUGUCCUGUAAUCUUCAAGGCUUAUCCCACCAUGGAAUAAAGAAUACUCAUCUUGUUUGAUUCCUUCAGCAACAAGAAUCUUGGAUUUGAUUUCAUGAACAAUAUGAUAACCUCUUGCUUCAACAACAAUAGUUUUCUUCUUGUUUGAGACUGCUGCUAUUUUGACAUAUAAUUUCAUCCAAGUUGAACUUAUCUGAUGAUUCUUGUUGUCCUUAUUGUGUUGGUUUUGAAUCUUGUCAUCAACUGUUGUUAUCUGUUCAUAACCAAAAUCAUCAUCAUCAUCUUCUUCCAAAUGGGAUUCUUUGACUUUUCUUGAAUUUUCUUUCUUUCUAAUUAACUUGGUUUUCAAGUUUCUGAUGGUUUUAGUUGCUAUGACCUUCAAUUGUGCUACUCUCAAAACUCUUCUGAAUAUGUUUCUCUGCCACAAAAGAAAGAAAAAGGGUUCUAAUAUUUAUUGAUUUCAAAGCCAAAAACAAAACAAAAUAGAAGUUUUUUGUUAAAGAAAGAACCU